AUGCCAAAACAAUAUAUAGAAGUAAAACCAAUAACUGAUUUUGAGGAUGUGCUGGGAUACGAAUUCAAAAAUAAAGAGUUACUUUGGCAAUCAUUGACUUAUAAGUCAGCAAUAUCUGAAGGACACCCAAUGGCUUAUCAUAAUGAUCUAUCCACACUAGCAUUCCUUGGGGAUGCUGCGCUCAAAUAUGCAGUCUCACGAUAUUUAUUUCUCAAUGGACAAGAUCAAUUGGUCAAAAAGGUUUCUGAAUUGCAUAACAACACUCAGAAGAUACUUCCUGACCUUAUUUUAGCCAACAUCGCACGCGACAAACUUCAUAUUGAAGAGUAUCUUAUACGUGGGAACGCACAAAGAACUCCCAGUACAAAAAUGUAUGCAAGUUGUAUGGAAGCCAUACUUGGUGCGAUUGCUCUUGACUGCGGAACCGAUCAACAAGUAUUACUUUUUCGAGUCAUCGAAAAAUUAUGCUCUGAUCGAUACGAUACAUUACUGAUACCGGACACAACUUUCAGAUUUGUAUCGGCUUUUGAUUUUCGUGGUAACGAUGAUGAAGAUGAUGCUUCAUAG
This is a messenger RNA of Adineta steineri, 567 nucleotides long. The record is from the annotation of a GenBank genome assembly. Lineage: Eukaryota; Metazoa; Rotifera; Eurotatoria; Adinetida; Adinetidae.